AUGUCAUUUAAUUUAGAUGAUUUAUUAAAUAGUGCUUUAGAUGAGUUAGAAGAGCAGCAAAAUGAAAAGAGAUCAAAUACAAUUAACCAAGAUUUGAUAAUCAAUGAAAUAACUUCAAGUUUCAAGAAUAAUACAACAUUAAACGAGAAUAAUUCUAAUAUACCACAAACAACCACAACAACAACUACUACUACCACGUCGACGACAACAACAAAUACUACUACUAGUAAUAAUAAUAAUAAUGAAUCAGCAUUACCAAUAAAUAAUGAAACAUUUAUGAAAGAUGUAUUCGAUGAGGUAUUCAACGAUCCAAAGAUGAAAGAGUUGAUCGAUGGCUACUCUGCAGAGUCUGGUGAAUCAUUCGAUCCCAUCUCAUUCAAAGACAACAUGAAGAAUCUUUUUGGUUCAAUGGGUGGUUUCGGUGGUGAAGGUGGUGGUGACAAUGGUGGUGACAAUGUUGGCGGUGACCCUCUUGGUCAACUCGGAUUCGAUGGAUUCGGUAAGCCACCUGGUGAUACCAACAACGACAGUUCCGCACCACCACCUGUAUCCGGUAUCGACUUUAAAGAUUUCGAAAGUAACGUUGGCAAUGUCCUAAAAGGUAUGGCAGAGAACGCCGCCAACAGUAACAACCAAACAGCUGCCAACAGCGACUCUACAGCAGAUCUCCUCAAGAAUCUUGCAAGCAUGAUGUCUCAAGAUGGUGAGGAUCUAUCGGGUAUGGGUGAUUCUAUCAAUGAUUUCUAUGAUGAAUCAAUGAAAUAUAUAGUAGAAAAUAUAUUCAGUUCCAAUGACGAGAAAGCAAUGGGACAAAAUGAAAUGUUAGAUAAGAUAUCGUUGUUGGGUCAAUUACCAGAGGCAUUUUGUGAUCAAUAUUGUAAAGAUAUUCAAAAUAAACUUGAGAAUCCAAACUAA
Molecule: messenger RNA, 915 nt
Organism: Heterostelium album PN500
Lineage: Eukaryota; Evosea; Eumycetozoa; Acytosteliales; Acytosteliaceae
Gene: pex19
Product: peroxin 19
Exons: 3
Coding region: 1-915 (304 amino acids)
Source: RefSeq, a predicted model, not a curated record